This is a messenger RNA of Oryza sativa Japonica Group (Japanese rice), 5161 nucleotides long. NCBI's taxonomy places the organism in Eukaryota, Viridiplantae, Streptophyta, Magnoliopsida, Poales, Poaceae. The record is from RefSeq and is a predicted model, not a curated record.
CUAGGGGGUGGGGUGGUACGGAAACCCUAUCACCAGGGAAGAGGGGGGCGGGGGCGCACAGCAAAUUUCCUCCUAAUCCGUUUCUCCCUUGGGCGAUGGCUUCCAUCGCUAUGGCUGCCUCGUUGCGAACCUUCCUCCGCCCUCACCGUUGCCGUCUCCUCCUCCGCCAGAGCCGCAGCCUCUCCGCCAGCGCCGCCCCGGCCGGUGCCGCCGCCGCAUCCACGGUUAUCCGGCGCAGCGUAGUGGAGGUGCUCCGGGAGCGGGGGCUCGUGGAGGCCACCACUUCUGAGUCUCUGGGGUCGGCUUCAGCGAGCCCUAGGGAGCUCAAGGCGUACUGCGGCUUCGACCCCACGGCGGAGAGCCUCCACCUCGGGAACCUCCUCGGGCUCGUCGUGCUCUCCUGGUUCCGCCGCUGCGGUCACAACGCCGUCGCGCUCGUCGGCGGCGCCACCGGCCGUGUCGGUGACCCCUCUGGAAAGAGCGCCGAGCGGCCCGAGCUCGACCUCGCCGCCGUCGAGACCAACUCCAACGCUAUCAAAUCGCUCAUCGGCCAGAUCCUUGACCGUGCACCCGAGCCCUCCCAACAUUCGCAAUCCGGUAAAAACUUGAACUUGGAGCAAAAUGAGCAGGCUUUGGUCAAUUCGGGAGAAAAGAUGGGUUCUUUUCAGAUCCUUGAUAACUAUGACUGGUGGAAGGACAUCACGCUGCUGGAUUUCCUCAAGGAGGUGGGGAGAUUCGCUCGUGUUGGGACGAUGAUAGCCAAGGAGAGUGUCAAGAAGCGGCUUAUGUCCGAGGACGGAAUGAGCUACACUGAGUUCACCUACCAGCUGUUGCAGGGCUAUGACUUCCUGUACAUGUUCCGCAAUAUGGGUGUUAAUGUGCAGAUUGGAGGAAGUGAUCAGUGGGGAAACAUCACAGCGGGGACUGAGUUAAUUCGGAAGAUUUUACAGGUUGAGGGGGCACACGGCCUGACAUUCCCACUACUGCUGAAGAGUGAUGGGACGAAGUUUGGCAAGACGGAGGAUGGAGCAAUCUGGCUUUCGCCCAAGAUGUUGUCACCAUACAAAUUCUAUCAGUACUUCUUCUCAGUGCCAGAUAUUGAUGUCAUAAGGUUUAUGAAGAUACUGACAUUCAUGAGCCUGGAUGAGAUUCAGGAGCUGGAAGAGUCGAUGAAGAAGCCUGGCUAUGUGCCGAACACAAUUCAGAGGAGGCUUGCAGAAGAGGUCACACGUUUUGUGCAUGGUGAGGAGGGAUUGGAGGAAGCGUUGAAAGCCACGGAAGCCUUACGGCCUGGGGCACAGACUCAGUUGGAUUCACAAACAAUUGAGGGGAUAGCAGAUGACGUACCAUCAUGCUUUUUGCCAUAUGGCCAAGUUUUGAAGUCUCCCCUGGUUGAUCUAGCAGUCUCCACAGGUUUGCUUGCUAGCAAAUCAGCGGUUAGGCGGCUUAUUAAGCAAGGGGGGCUAUACUUAAAUAACAUAAGAAUUGAUAGCGAGGAUAAGUUGGUUGAGGAAGGUGAUGUAGUUGAUGGGAAAGUGCUGUUGCUAUCUGCUGGAAAGAAGAACAAGAUGGUUGUGAGGAUAUCUUGAUUGUUUUAAUUUGUUCGUUGCAUUUAAAUUUUUUUAUCAUUGAGGAGCAAAGGAAUGAGACGAAGUCUUGUAUUAAGAAUUUAAGAUUAAUUUUGAUGAACAUCGGCAUUAAUUUUAAUGCCACUUUACUGGAAUGAUUAAACUGAUGAUACUGUUAGUCUUCUGUUGAGCAGCCAAUAUUUGAAAAGGAAACUCCUAUACUGCCUUUGUGUGAGUUUACUUCAGAAACCUAACUGACUUAAAUUUACUAUAUGGCAGAGAUUCAUGUUCUGUUUAGUUUGGACACCAUGAGAUAAAGCUAGAACGAUGCUGCAGCUAUAGUUUUUGUUAGUUUAUCAUAUUUGUUGAAUUUUCUGUAACAUGGGCAACCGUACAUGGUUUGUGAUGGUGGAACCAUUGCUUUACAUUAGUUACUAGCUUCUGAUUGUGAAGGUGCUGAUGAUUUUUGAUUGCUUCAGAUUGAUAGGCUAGCAAGAGAUGCCUGAUGAUUUAGUUCUAUGUUGCAGAAGCAGAUAUUGGCUUUUGAGAUGUAGUCCUUUCUGGGGAUGAUUCAACACCUCUUGUUGUGAUGACUGGAUUAACUAGUGAUUUUACUGCUUCUGUAAGUCCCUAUGAUUGCGCUACCAAAUUUGGUUUAAUAAAUAAGAUCUAGAAAUUUGCCAUAAAAUCCAUUUUAAAUGUUUGCCUACCUUCUGAACUUGUUCCAAACAUGAUGUAGCAGUCUCUUCCACAACUGCAAGUUUCUUCAUAGGCAAAUCUUUUAAUGAUAUAUGGCAUUAGAAAGUUGAAGAUUCAUCUGCUUUAACUGACAUUGCUUUUAUUAAACGUAAUUGUGUAAACCAAUGUCUAGAGAUGCAAAAGAUGAUAACAUUUGCCAAAAAAUGAACUACAGAUAGAAGUUUCAAAAAGGCAUUUGCCAAAAAACGAAUGGUCAGACGUAUGUCUAAAAGUCAAUAGCAUCAUCUAUUAAAAACUGGAGUAUUAAUUAAGUGAUUGACUAGGCAGUUAGUUAUAUAAUCAACCUAUUCAUUGCACGAGCAAGCAAAUUUUGUGUAAUGUUAAUUUGCACGGACAACUAUUUAUUUCAAUUUUAACUUCUAUGCGGAAAACAAUCUCUUCCUUUGCAUUGCUUAAUAGAGGCUGUAGGAUUCACAUGUGAGAAAAUUCGACAUAUAUGAUCUAUUCUUUUUACUGAUUACAGUGAGAAUUUCUAAUUUUUUAAUUAAUGUAGGAAUUCAGCUUUUUGUCCCCUAGAAUUAAUAUGGUGGUUUCUAGGAGAGCAAACUGAAUAUGGUGGAGAGUAUCUUUGUAACAUCAUUUAAAUUUAUUUGUUAUUUUUUUGUGAUCCCUUGCACUGUGUGGCUGAGUAAUUCAUGUUUGUUCUUUUGAAACUGAAUCAUGUCUUACAUGGUAAAUGUUAGGACUGAUAGCGAAUGGCAAGUCACUGCAUAUUUGUAAUGGCAUGGAUCAAAUUAACCCUAUUUUUUAUUAUGAUUUCUAACCAUGGGUCCAGAUCCCCUGGUUGAAACUUGGAUCCCUUCACGAGAGUGGAAAUGGGAGAAGUGGAGUUAAGCCUAAAUCAAUGAUGGAGCAUGUGGAAAUUAGCAAACCCUCAAAUACAGAAUCUUGCACCAGGAAAAAAGAUGUCACAGAAUUGCAUGUUUGGUAGCAAUUGCUGAAACAUGUUCAACUGGUGCUUGUUCCUCAAACUAUUUAUCCUUGCAGUAUGAUUGUUUCUACUGUGCUGGAUGGACAGAAGAUAUCCAUGUGGUUUUCCAAUUACCUUCAUUAGAAGUAUCCACAGGCUCCCUUGUUUGCUGUUAGGGUAAGCAUAGGUGCCAAUAUUCUUGUUUUAUUUUCCAUAAUCUCCUCACGUGCAUGCAAUUUGCUAUUUACUGCAGUUGGUAUUGAAUAAUUGAACUGCAAUUUUCAUUUUGUAUUUCUUAUCUGUUAUCCUUUUAGGUUAUGUGUCACAGAGAAUAAGGUGAGGGUACUCCUGUGGCUGGUGCUGUAUCUGUUGCUCACCCUUGGAAUAUGGCUUCUGCUGGUCACUGUCUACAAAUUUUUUUUGCAUUUUGUUAUUUCAUGGAUUAGUGAUAUUCUUUUAUGCAUACUUAAUUUAUUUGAGACACAACCUUUGCCCUUCAUUGUGUUACUUAUAUGUUUGUUUGCAAACUACUUCCCUCGAUGUCUUACAGAAUGGAUAGCAAAUGAUAGUCUCUUCUAGCGCUUCAGCUCAUCAAUUAUAUUUAUAAUAAUUUUCUGACUUCAUAUCAUAAUAUUUUGUUAUGUCAUUUCAACGUUGCAGGUAACCAGCAGAUUUAUUUCUCUCAAGUUUGUUCAAUGAUGUUAUGACGGAGCUCUUGCAAUUGGUCUCAAAAGGACAUCUGAAACUAGCGUCACAUGUGCCUGCCAGCGUGGACAGGGCACAAAUGACCACUCUUGUUGGACCUGAGAUAUCUGCUAGGUUUGUAACACAAAAUACAACUAUAAGUGUUUUGCUGUGGAGAAACUGAGGAAAGAGUAGGCUAAAGGUGAAAUGAGCUGAAAAUGCAAAUUUGCCUCCCAUUUUAAAGGUAAACUGUGAUGACUUAUUUUUCUACAAGAUGCAGAUUCUGGUGGGUGUGGGAUUGUUGUCAGGGAUACAAAUGAUGGUGUUUUUAUGGCUGCAGCCUAAUAUAUUAAUCUAGACCCUGGUUUUGAAAGUUUUCCUUCCCACUCUCUAUGUACUGUACUGCUUUGAAAGUAAAUGGUGUCUUCCCUAGAAAACAUUAUAUGGAAAAUGGAGCUACUAAUUCAAUAAGUUGUUGGCGGUUGAAAGAGAUUUGUUUAUUGGCACCAGACACCAGUGCAUAUACAUACACCGGUUCUUGGAUUUCUGCCAUUGGCAUCUGCUGUAGUGCAUAGCAUCGCCGUCAAAUGCUAAAGGUUGAAUAGUGCCACCCUGCUAGCUAUUACCUCUGUCCCUAAAAUAUAGCAACUUUGCUGGUUAAAAUAUAGCAUCUUCUACUGGAUAUGUAUAGAUUAUACUAGAAAAGAAGCCGCGUAAUGGGCCAACCAAUAGGAAAUAUCAAUGGGCCAACCUGAGAGAGGCCCAUCUGAUGACAACAUCUGUCAUCUCUCCAGGCUUGAGGGAAAAACAUGGAAAGAAUUGCUUUGGCAACAUUACAGCUCAUCCAAAGUUCUCAUCGGAGAGUUCGCUUGAUUACAGUAAGUCGGUAACUGCUAAGAAAAGAUCAAACCGCAUGUCAAAACAAUCGAAAACAGGAUAGAGUUUCUUUUAUUCCCCCUUAAAGUAGCAAUUAUAAAAAUCUACCAAGUAUAGUUUCUACUGUUCAGCAAACAAUUAACUAACUCGAUUCAUAGCUUGCAUUCUGAUAUAUUCGCUUUGUUCUUGAUCCAAAUCUCCAAUUGCAGGAAAAGGUGAAAUGCGCUUAUGGUAGGAAGUCUCUAGCUGUGUGGACCAAGCCUAAUAUUCCAACCCACCCCAACUCUGAUUAUCUGAUAUAAUCUGCCUUUCUGUACUAUGCAUUUCUUUAUGAACUUUCUGUGCAAAUGAGAAUAACAGUUAA